CGAGCUGGUACCAGUGGCCACUGGCCAACCAACGUGCAUGCGUACUUGUCUCUCCAUUGUGAAGCGUGAACUCAUCAAAUCCUUUCUGGGAACGUCUGCAUUUGCAUUAUAAUACGACCUUCCUUGUUUCAAUUGUGGAUUUACUCUUGCAGUUUGUUGUCGUUUGAAAUAUCAGCGCGUGUCAUAAGCUACCCAGAAGGGAAGGCUACAUUUUAUGCCAAGUGAAUCGCAUUCUGCGCGGUGUAUUUUUUGUCAGGUCUAAAAUAUCCGAUCUCAAGCCGAUAACUUUCAUCAACACACGAGUUGAGUUUAGGAGCACAUUAAUGCGUACAGUACACGGACCUGCUUGCCAUAAGGACAUCUGUCAGAAUCCGAAUAAUGUUUUUGCAGUGAUUGUUUUGGUAUCAUUUACCACACUUCCACUGUUGCCAGUCUAUCUAGCACGAGAGCAGCCAAAGUAACGCUUUUUAAAAACGAUUUAAUGAGUCCAGUUGUUUAGAGAAUUCUAGAAAAAUAUGGGAAGCACAGCAAAUGACUCCAAGAAGAGAGACGCGAAGACACCUAGAAAGAAGAGGACGCUUCGAUUGAACAUGCCCGACCUCGGCUCGUUUGCCAUGCCCUUCUUGGAGGGAGAUGCCGACCAUGUGGAUAAGGCCGACAUACAGAAGGAUGAUGGGAGUUGCCACUCAGCCAGCCCGACCAAAGGCUUCUUCACGCGGGGGCCCUUCAGCCGGCCCUCCAGUCCCAAGUCGGCCCCUGCUAGGACCAAGAACAGCCCAGGCUCCCCCAAAACCAUCUUUCCCUACCCUUCGUCCCACCAGGACUCUCCACCCAAGUCGCCUCGUCGCCUGAGCUUCAGCGGCAUCUUCCGCUCCUCCUCCAGAGACUCUAACUCCACCUCUCCCAUCAGCAUCAAGCUCUUCUCCAGGGCCAGGAAAGCCUCCGGGAUCUCCUCGCCCCCCUCAACUCCUCCGACGCAGGCCGCCAAGCAGCCGCCGGCGUUCCCGCUCGAGGCCUAUCGGAGCGAGCCGGAGAGGCUGGAGGCACGGAUGCGCUCCUACUCAUCCCCGCCAGACACCGGGCAGCGCUUCAGUCUACGCUGCUCCAAACCACCCAUGACUCCCUCCGCCCCCAUCGCUAACUCACGAUCACGACCAGUCCACGGUUUAGCUGAAGGCAUGCUGGAGAAACUUGAUCUAGAAGAUGAAGCUUUUGAAGAAUCCGAAAGUGAUAUCUACAUGCGCUUUAUGAAGUCACACAAGUGCUACGACAUUGUUCCUACCAGCUCUAAGCUCGUGGUUUUUGACACUACUCUGCAGGUAAAAAAGGCCUUCUUUGCCUUGGUUGCCAACGGGGUGCGGGCAGCCCCACUAUGGGAGACAAAGAAGCAGAGCUUUGUCGGAAUGUUAACCAUCACAGACUUCAUCAACAUCCUCCACAGAUACUACAAGUCUCCCAUGGUACAAAUCUACGAGCUGGAGGAACAUCAGAUUGAAACAUGGAGAGAGCUCUACCUACAAGAAACCUUUAAGCCAUUAGUGAACAUAUCACCUGAUGCAAGCAUAUUCGACGCGGUGUACUCGCUCAUCAAGAACAAGAUCCACCGGCUGCCCGUCAUCGACCCAGUCAGCGGCAACGCGCUUUAUAUCCUCACGCACAAGAGGAUCCUCAAGUUCCUCCAGCUCUUCGUGUGCGAGAUGCCCAAGCCUGCCUUUAUGAAGCAGACUUUGGAGGAACUAACCAUCGGGACCUACCACAACAUCGCCUUCAUCCACCCCAACACACCCAUCAUCAAGGCCCUCAACAUCUUUGUGGACCGGAGGGUGUCCGCACUGCCAGUGGUGGACGAGUCAGGAAAGGUAGUGGAUAUCUAUUCCAAGUUUGAUGUCAUUAACCUUGCUGCUGAGAAGACCUACAACAACCUGGACAUCACGGUGACCCAGGCUCUGAGGCAUCGCUCACAGUACUUUGAGGGCGUCAUGAAGUGCAACCGGCUCGAGACACUGGAGACCAUCGUGGACAGGAUAGUCAAAGCAGAGGUCCACAGGCUGGUUGUGGUGGAUGAGAAUGCCCGGAUCGUGGGCAUCGUGUCCCUGUCGGACAUCCUGCAGGCCCUGGUGCUCACCCCUGCAGGUAUCUGCAGGAAGAACAGCCAACCACAACCAGAAGUAGAAGCAGAGGCACCACCAGCAACAUUAGUAGAGGCAGAGCCAGAGGUAGAGGUAGCAGCAGAUACAAAACUACAGGAAGAGGCCGAAGCAGAGGCACCACUAGAGAUGUUAGUAGAGGCAGAACCAGAGGUAGAGGUAGCAGCAGAUACAGAACCACAGGAAGAGGCCACAGCAGAGGCACCACCAGAGAUGUUAGUAGAGGCAGAACCAGAGGUAGAGGUACCAGCAGAUACAGAACUACAGGAAGAGGCCGAAGCAGAGGCACCACCAGAGAUGUUAGUAGAGGCAGAACCAGAGACUGAGGAACCACCAGAAACAUUGGUAGAGACCGAGGUAGUGGUGGCUGAACCAGCAACUGAGGUAGAAGCUCUAGUGGAAGCUGAGGUGGUGGUGGAAGAUGAAGCAGAGGUGGAAGGUAAGACUGAGACUGAGGUGGUGGUGGAAGUAGAAAUCAAGACUGAGGUAGUGGAGGUUAAGGGUGAAACUGAGGCAGAGAUAGAGGCUGAGGUGGAGGUUAAGGCUGAAACCAAGGCAGAGGAAGUAGAGUUUAAGUCUGAAGCUGGGGUGGUGAUGGUAGAGUUGGUGGGGGUUAAGGCUGAAACCGAGUCUGAGGUGGGGAUGACAGAGGAUGAAGCAGAGGUGGUGGUGGUGGUGGAGAUUAAGGCUGAAACCGAGGUAGAGGCUGAGGUGGAGGUUAUGGCUGAAACCGAGGCUGCGGUGGGGUUGGCAGAGGAUGAAGCAGAGGUGGUGGUGGUGGAGAUUAAGGCUGAAACCGAGGCUGAGGUGGGGAAUGCUGAGGCUGUGGCAGAGUCUGAGGCAGUAGUGAAGGUAGAGACUGACGCUGGACCCAAGGAUGCUGAGGCAGAGUGACAUCCAUGGCCGUCGCCACAAGCCGUACGUGACUGGCCUGCCAUGACGCUGCUGUGAGAGGAAGUUGACUCAGGAAGAGGAGCGAGCUGAGAAAGAGGCUGGAUCUAAUUGUUGGGAUGGGUGGUUUAGUAGAAGUGUGACACUCCGGCUUACCAGGGUCCUAAUGGGUAAUUUUCUGUGAUGGGGGAGAUGGUCACAUGGGUGACUUUCUCAGGCUGACCAACCAGGGAUCACUUUACUAUAACUGGGUUGUGCCUCCCUUUUCUCCAGAUUGUGCACUAUAACACCCCCGUCCUGUUACCUCUGGAUCUUCCAGCAUCACCUGUCUGUGGGCCCAAUUCAGAAACAACCCGUAGUCCCUAUCCUCUAGGCACUUGUGUAGACUUGAACGGAGUGGAUGGGUGUGAGCAAUGUGGCUAAUAUUCCACCUAGCCUAUCGGAGAGAAAGGCGGCGCUACCACCAUGUUGUCCUGUCUACACCAAGUGUCUACCUAGAGCAGUGGUUCUCAACCUUUUCUGAACCGGGGCAUACCUUGAGGUGAGACAAAUUCUGUGGCACACCUAAAAUAUCCCUAUGAAUCGAUUUUAGUGGAAAUGACCCCCAUUUCACCCAAACUGCUAUUUUCUGUAACAAAUGCUUUUCUUAUAGAUAAAUAGGGUUAAUUUGUGUGUAUCCAAGAGUGCCUCGUGACUCCGUGCUAGAAAUUUACAAAAAUGUAGCUCUUGGGGAAUAGGUCAUUAGUUUUGAGCCGUUUUGGUUAGAGAUUUGUUUUUUUCUGCAUUGUAAAGAUGUAACCACCGAUAAAGCCAUGCUCCCCAUAUUUUUCUAUGGCAGAGGCUGUGGAACAGCUAAGCUUAAUCAGACGUGCUAGUGGUUCUCAGUCACAGGCAAAGUUUUUUUUUAAAUGAUUCAAAUGACUUUGCUUGCGAUGCGCAACCCUCAGAUGAUACAAAUGUUACAGCCUGAGUGCACCGGACUUGAAAUGUUUGAGUGUUUUAAAGUAUUUUUUAAAUAAGAUUAGGGAAAAGUUUCAAGUUCCUCAAGGCACACCGGUUGAAAACCCCUGGCAUAGAAGUUAGGGGCUAAGGAUUGUUUCUGGACAGGGUCAUGGUCUCAACCAUGAGCACACAAAUGGUUUGAAUAUCAGUCAUUUAAGCUUAUUUUUUGUUCCAGUGUACUUCUACAUCUUUAUCAUGAUUCUGUCUGCUCUCCUCCUUCAGGGAGUGUUGUUUUUAGCUUUAUUUGCACAAGGUUUUGUGAACGUAACAGAGGCUCUCUGAAAACUAUACCAAUCCCCCCCCUGCUAGUUAUGAUGUCCCUUUGACAACGGGCUGUGCUCGCUGUCCUCUCUUUAACGUCAUUGGUGCCUUUCGCCCCCACAAGUAGCCCCACAAGUAGUCACACGUCAUUGGCUGAGAGCUGGAGAAUGUUCAAAAACGUGUUAAAACUGAAUGUGAGCGUUUCCAAAACCAAAAACAUGAUAUAUCACACCUUGUGUUUAUUUUGUUGAUGUUGAGAUAAUUUUCUAGAAUCAAAGUUUGUCUGUUAUAUUCCUGAAAUGUUAAUUUUGAAAUUAUGCUGUAAAGAUAGAUUCAAAGUUGUAUUUAUUAAAUCGUAUUUUCUCUGUGCUUAACUAUUUUAGAGGGUGGAAGAGAACGAAAGUGAGGUGACGGUAUGCUGACUUUGUUGUUCAAUGCUUUUCAAGGAGCAGCAGCUGCCUAUAUCCAACAUUUCUCUUUACUUCUCCAGUUACUUGGAGGCAUGCAAGAUAUCUUGUACUCUGUAUUGAUCAUUAUUUUUUUCUGUGUAUACAAUGCUGUAAAAUAAUGUUCUUCGUCAUUUAGAUUGAUUAUUUUUUUCCCUUGUGGAUUAGGUUGUGGUGUAUUGUUGAUGGUCUCAAUAAGGGGAUUAUCCAUUGAAAAUGGAUAGAACUGGUUGAGUACGACAGUAAAAUGGUAAUACAUAUUGUACUUUUCAGUUGUAUUUUUUACUUUGCUGUUUGAAAAAGUAAUAAAACGUACUGUUGAAUCUUUUUA
Molecule: messenger RNA, 5078 nt
Organism: Oncorhynchus mykiss (rainbow trout)
Lineage: Eukaryota; Metazoa; Chordata; Actinopteri; Salmoniformes; Salmonidae
Product: 5'-AMP-activated protein kinase subunit gamma-2
Biological process (GO): regulation of catalytic activity; protein phosphorylation
Cellular component (GO): nucleotide-activated protein kinase complex; nucleus; cytoplasm
Molecular function (GO): protein kinase regulator activity; AMP binding; protein kinase binding
Source: RefSeq, a predicted model, not a curated record